Ctenopharyngodon idella (grass carp) is the source of this 4066-nucleotide messenger RNA. RefSeq lists its product as uncharacterized. The record is from RefSeq and is a predicted model, not a curated record. The coding region runs from base 183 to 1652 and encodes 489 amino acids. The transcript is spliced from 7 exons. NCBI's taxonomy places the organism in Eukaryota, Metazoa, Chordata, Actinopteri, Cypriniformes, Xenocyprididae.
CCGGAUGUGAUUCCUGCUCCGUCUCAGUGUUGUCGUUGCAUGGGCAAUGGCGGACGGAGUUGUGCGUUAGUCUGGUAAACGUAGCCCAAGUUUAGCACAAAUAUAGACCUACUCGAAUACCAAUCAGUCAAUCAGAUAUUUUAAUCGUGUUUUCGACACAGCUUAGAUCUGCGCCCAUCAGCAUGGAUGUGAAUUUGACCAUCUCUCUGAUGCGGGGCCAAAUGGGCGCUGUCAUAGAAAAAGCCGUGAACGUCGCGGUGGAGACCGUGUUAGGAGAGAUGAUCCGGGUGGUCGGGCUCAAAUUUGAGGAGAUCAAACGGGAGAUGACCGCUAAAGAGAAGGAGAAUGAGAACAUCAGGAGAAUGUUGGAGACGUCCCGCUGUCAGAUGAAAACUAUGCGCAAGUACAUUAGCGUCCUGGCUGCUAAGGACGCCAACCAUAGACUGUAUCAGGGAGAUGGAGACAUGGCAACAUCCACAGGGGUGCACUGCAGAAGAGUGCCGACGAGCACAGUGUCAGUGUGUGCCAAAGCCCCAAACCCCUGUCCCAGACCGAGAGUCACUGAACCUGCCCCUGUAGCUGGACCCUCAUGGGUGAGGCAUCAGAUGCACAUGUCCAAAGAAACGUUAAGAAAUGAGAAUCACAUUGCUGAUUUCCAUAUUGAAGAGAUCCAUGGAUCAUCAGUUCAUAAAGUUGAUAACUCGAGCCCUCAUCUGGUGGACAGUCAGGGGCUUCUGUCUGAGACCAGCGAUCCAAUAUGGGGUCAAAACCCUCUGGCCUCUGCAGAGACUGGGCACACUGACAUGCCGGACAGCAGCAUCCUCUCUGCACCCAUGAUGGCAGAAGAAAGCAUGUCGUCCCAGACUACAAGUACAGUGGCCUUUGGAGCACCAUCGCUUAAGAUCAAACAGGAGGAGGCGGAGGUUGAAAUUGUCUGCGUGAAGGAUGAACCCGCAGAAGCUGGCAGCAUAUCUAGGCUUGAAUAUUCCAACCCUGAACUUCACCAGCAAGUGGGGGAACCAGAGCUUGGGGUGUCACUAGAUCUACCGGCAUCCUUUCAAGCUCUUCAGAGUCCAGGCACUUCAGCAGACCUUGCAAUCCCAGCAUUCAUCAACGUGGACCCAACCACCUCUAUGUCAGAUGCGAGUCCAGGGAGUUUUGAAAAUAAUCAAUGUACAGCUGUAGAGAGGGCUAUUCUCGAGUCGCAGGGAGAAAUGGACUGGAAAAUCAACCACCUGAUUGCAUUAGUUCAGUGUCUUGUGGGGAACAACAGCUUUGAACCCCCACUGCAGAUGGAAGAAGAGGAUUGUGUCUUGCCUCUGAUGUCAAUGGAGGAUCUUGACCGGUUGGAGCAAAGACUUCUAGACAAAGGAAUGAUGCAAAAAUUGGUGAACAGAUUGUCUGUUAGUGGAGGUCAAACUAUGAAAAAGACCAUAUGGAGAAUUUGCAACAAGGUCUUUGCCCUCAACGUGGCCAAACAGCUCAAUUGGUGCGGACGUGGAGACAAGCGUGGCAUAAGAAAAACAAAUAUUGGAGCACUAAUAAUAGCUGCUGCUAUGAGGAACAGUGUCCUCCUGACUCCCACAGAAGCAGAGGCAGAGAAAUGUAUCAAAGAUUACCUGCGUUUGGCCCCAGGAAGGACAUCCUCCUAAUCUUUUGUAAAAAUAUGACGACUCUCAGCUGUCUGUGGCAGGGGUCCAAAAGCAGGUGCGUCCGAGACGCAAGGACCUAAACCUGUAUGAAGAGUACAAACGCAGCCGAACUCUGAGUCUGAGAGGUCGUAACACAAACCGAGGGUGUAGUACAAACCGACGGCGUGAGCUGGAGCAGACUCUACCACAGGCUUUACUUGCAGACCUGGUAAGAGAACGAAGAGAAAAGACUCGCCUUCGAGUGGCCCGCUGGCGUGCCAAACGCAAACUACAAGCCUGUUUGAUGGCCUCGCAGGCUGCACAGUUUAACGGGGCUCCCGUGCAGGGCUCACCUGCCCAGCGGGGUGGCCUCAUCUCCAACCGCAGGCGAGGUGGGGCGCCGGCGCAGCGCGGUGGGCUUGGAUUGAGAAGGGGACUGUCUGAGAGUGGCACAUAUAACCUGCUGCUGCAGCUCGGACCCAGUCCUACCCAAUCAGCACUGGUACACGGCAUGAAUGAGGGUAUGAUGCCGUCUGGCUCCUCAGCACUAUCACAGAACAGAACUACUGCACCUAGAACAACUUACCAAUGAUGCAGUGUUUGUUUAGUGGUGGAAACUUGUGCUAAGUAAUGGUGGAACUGGUUUGAAAAAGGUUGUCGUCAAAUGUUGUUGUAACCUGCAAACAAAAACCCCAUACUGAUCUGUGCAAACCUCAAUCAUAUACAGUCAAACCAAAAUGACACCUUGAACAUUUCAUUCAUGAUUACAGUUUCCUCACUAUAGUUUAAAAAAAUGGUAAUAAAAUAUGACAAGAUCUCAGAGUUGUUUCAAACUGUGUCAGAAAAAAAUGAUCUUAAUUAUGUCAGAUAACACUUAAGCAAAACAUGGUCAGGUCAAAGUGUCUGAAUCAAUUUUACUGGUAGUCCACUGUAUGAAGAAUUUUUGGGUAUAAUAUGUCACAGUUUACUUUAUUUUGAUAUCCUCACUUACAUUAAUGAACUAUAGUGUCCUGCACCCACUAGUAAAAAUAUAUCAAAAAUGAUAUCUAGUGUCUGAAUAAUUUUUGGUUUGACUGUAAAUUCAACAUGUUCAUCUUUAAAUUCAAACUUUGGCUUUGCAAACAUAACCAAACAAUUAAAUGCUACAUAAUUAGAUUAUUACAUUAAGCAUUUAACAACUGUGACUGUUACAAUAAAAACUAAUACAAUACAUUCUACAAAAACUGCUGAAUGAAUGGAAAAGUACAAAGGUACAAAAAAGUACGAGUCCAAGGAUACUGUGGUCAUCAGUGAAGAAACUGCACUCUACUGCUCUCAAUGUUCACAUGAGUGUCCUAGUUAUGCUGGCCCACUUAUCUUGUUGAAAUGUUUUUGACUAUUUUUGACCACAGUGUUCAGGGUGUUUUUAAAUAAUAAUCCAUUCGUUAAAAUAUACACGUUCAUCAUUGUGGCCUAAAUUUAUCUAUGACGGUUGUUGAUCAGAAAAUUUGGUAUGCCAGUGCUUUCUAAAUGAGCACACAGUGCAAAUGUGCUGUAUAAGCAGAUUAGUGUGUUCGAUUUGAGCAGGCAAACGUGGUUUAACAGACACUUGUGUAAAAAGUGGUGAAUGCUGUUUAUAGUUUCGGGAAAUGAGUCUCUGUUUUGGUGGCUGAUGUAAUGGUAUGUUUUGGUAUGAAAAGGUAUGGAAUGUUUUACUGAUAAAAUGUCAAAUAUAGUUAUCGUAAUGGGGAAAACUGUAAAGCAAGAGCUGUAUCAGAUUUGGUAUCGAUUAAUUUACAGCUAUCUUAAGUUUUUUUUUUUUUUUAUACCACAGUGUCUUACCAAAAAAAAAAAAAAAAAAAAAAAAAAGUGCAAUAAGGCAUUGUGACAGUUGCUUCCAUAAUUUAGGAGCUUUGGGGACCAAUAGCCACAUUACUACAUUAACAUUUCAAACUUGUUUUUGUCUUUGAAUAAGAACUUUAUAAAGCUUUUUUAUUUAUUGGAAAAGAUUACCUUUAAUUCAGUUUAAUUGGUAUUCUGAGAAGUGACAUGGAAUUUCAAUCAGCUGAGAGAAAACACUGAAAUCAAUAUAAGGCAAUACACAAUGUGUUUCACAAAGACUACCAAGAUAUUUAUUUUAACCCUCACAAAUUUAUAUGACAUGGACCGAUUGGGGUUACUCUCGCUUGUUUUAUAUAAUUUACACAAAUGUUCAUUUUUUACUUGUUACUGUCAUUUUGAAUGUCACUACAUAACCAUUUCUCAAGUUUUAAAGCUCUACAGUAGAACAUUUCAUCUUUUUACACUAGGUAGGAUGUGAUUAAAAUAUGUUUCCUACAGUUUUCAUGUGCUAUGUUCAGUGUUAUGCUGUUUAACGAUUAUUAAAUGUUUAAUGUUGUGUAUGUUACAUUUGUUGGUGCAUAUUAAAUAAAAUAUAAGAUCUUAAGAUAAUAUAA